Messenger RNA from Diospyros lotus (date-plum), 3079 nucleotides. RefSeq lists its product as uncharacterized. Gene Ontology annotation, molecular function: mRNA binding. Gene Ontology annotation, cellular component: nucleus. The coding region runs from base 123 to 2606 and encodes 827 amino acids. The record is from RefSeq and is a predicted model, not a curated record. NCBI's taxonomy places the organism in Eukaryota, Viridiplantae, Streptophyta, Magnoliopsida, Ericales, Ebenaceae. The transcript is spliced from 11 exons.
CUCGACUUUUUACUCUUCCUCCCCUUGGCUUUGUUGGGGCAAAAUUCUAGGGUUGUGAGACUCAUCUUCAGAUUCGCCCGAGGGCUGUUUAUCUUGGGUUUGGAUUGUUUGCUAUAUCGACCAUGAGGACUCGAAAUAAUAGAACCCCGAAAUCUGCAGCCGCGAAGAAGACGCCAGCGGCCAGAAAAUCUGCCACCAAAACCCCUCCUACCCCGCCACCGGAGUCGGGACCAGAAUCCUCUGCUCCCGGAACCAGCGAGACCAAGACAACCUCUCCCCUCAAAUUGACAACUUCUUCGAACCUUGAAGAACCUGUCGAACAAGCGAAAGCAUCAACUGAUGCCGUGGAAGUGACACCGGAAACAAAAGUUGCUACAGGAACUAAAACAAAAAAAACCGUGGUGAGGAAAACACCGUCGAGGACAAAGACUCCUAAUUCAGCAAACCAUGUUUCUAGACAGGUGACUCCUAAAUCAAAGGAAACAGGAAAUUUGAAGGCUGAAGAGUCAUCCAAGAAGGACGAGCCUAGGAAUGUUGAGUCCGUGAAGAAACAAGAGUCCUCUCUUUUAAAUGUUGAAAAAUCUUGCAGCAAGGAAGAACCUGCUGUUGAAAAUGUUGAGGAAACCAUGGAGGAGGAAGAUCUGAAUGUUAUGAAUGUUGAAGAACCACCAAAGGAAGCUGAAAAGAUUAUUGACAUUAAACAGCCUUUGAUUCCAAAUGCUGAAAAAUCCUCAAACGAGGAAGAUCCUGCUGCUUUAGAUGCUGUGGAGCCUGCAGAGAGUCAUGAACCUGGCAUGAUGAGGGACGAAGAUGGGGUGAAGGAAGAAAUGAAGGAGAAGAGGAUCCUCGAGGAUGAAGUGAUAUCCAAUAAUGAGCUCAGUAACAUGAAGGAAGAUGCCGAUAAGGAGUUGAAAGGAGAAAAUCCUCAUCCUGAGAAUGAGUACCACGGUGAGGAAAAGAUGGAGGAGGGCAGAGACCAAGAAGUUAAAGAAUUUGGGCAAGGAGGGCUUGCAGAAGAUGAUAUCCCAGAGCAUGGUGAGGAGGCAAAGGCUUCAGCAGAGGAACGCCUGGAAUUAAAUGCUGUAGCAAAUGAGCACAAGCUUAGGAAGGAACUGGAGAUAUUCGUUGGUGGGUUGGAUCAUGAUGCCAUGGAAGAUGAUGUCAAAAAGGCUUUUGAGAAUGUUGGUGAGGUAGUUGAAGUUAGGUUACACAAGAAUCCUUCUACCAAUAAGAACAAGGGCUAUGCAUUUGUAAGGUUUGCAACUAAGGAGGAAGCAGCUCGAGCAUUGUCAGAACUGAAAAACCCUGUUAUAUGUGGGAAGCGAUGUGGGACUGCACCAAAUGAGGACAAUAACACACUAUUCUUGGGUAAUAUAUGCAAUACGUGGACAAAGGAAGCUAUCAAGCAGAAACUGAAAGACUAUGGGAUUGAAGAUGUUGAGAACAUUACUCUUGUUUCAGAUCCCCGGCAUGAAGGUUUAAGUCGUGGUUUCGCAUUCCUUGAGUUUUCUUGUCAUCCCGAUGCCAUGACUGCAUAUAAGAGGCUCCAGAAGCCUGACGUUAUUUUUGGUCAUCCUGAGAGGACUGCAAAAGUAGCUUUUGCUGAACCUUUACGCGAGCCAGAUCCAGAGGUUAUGGCCCAAGUUAAAUCAGUAUUUAUUGAUGGUCUCCCUCCUCACUGGGAUGAAGACCAAGUUCGAGAGCAAUUAAAAUGUUAUGGGGAGAUCGUGCGUGUUAUGCUGGCCAGGAACAUGUCAACUGCAAAGAGGAAGGAUUUUGGUUUUGUUGAUUUUGUUACACAUGAGGCUGCCAUUGCUUGUGUUGAGGGUAUAAAUAACACAGACCUUGGGGAAGGAAACACGAAGAUUAAAGUAAAAGCAAGACUUUCAAAUCCUUUGCCAAAAACUCAGGCUGUUAAGGGUGGAAUGUGUGGGGGGUUUCGAAUUGGCCAUGGCGGUGCAGGAAGCUUUUCCAAUUCUGGGAGGGGUUUUGGCCGGCAUGCUUUCAACCGACCAAACUUUCAACGUGGCAGGGGUUUCCAUCCACGUGGGCGUGGUCAAACUUCGAGAAUGGGUUUUAUCCAUGAACAUGAGUUUGAUGUCCAGUAUCCUCCUUUCCACCGAAGAGAAAUGUUUGGGCGAGGUGGAUGGAGGGAUUCAUUUGAGGGUCCUUAUGACACAUUCAGUAGAGGUCCAGUUCCAGCUAGACCUGACCUUGAUAUGAUCAUGCAUGAUGCACCUGGUAGAGAUCAUGGAAGGCAUAACCCAACUAGGAGACAACCAUUCAUCCCUGAGGAAGGAUUCAAUAGACCAUUUGUUGGAAGCCAUUUUGAUGACCCUUACUUUUAUGAUGAAAGUGCACAUGGAAUAAAACGACCAUUCUUUAUGACAGAUUCUGGUUCUAGUCACAUGGAGCCUAGCAGAUUCCGUCCUCGCUUGGAUUAUUCUGAUCCUGAAGUUCCAUUUCGUGCACCUCACUAUCAAGAUCCUUCUGGAGCUGGAGGCAGUCUCUACUCACAUGAUUAUUAUCGAUCUGAAUUUGGUGAAGGCUCAUAUUCAUCUUUCCAUGGGAAUGAUCGCCCUUAUGGAGGUGGCUAUUACUACUAGAUUGGAGAGGCUUUGGUAAACCUGGAAGGUGGGCUGGAGAUCGCUCAGUGGUGGAGUCUGGAGAUUCUGCUUGAAAGGAAAGCUGAAAUUAGUUUCUCUUGCCGCUUAUUUCUCUAUUUUUUUCAGUUUCCUUAUUAGUCCUCUGCCUUUGCCUUCCUCCACCUUCCUCUGUUCUCUUUGUCAAAAUUUCAGAGAUGGUGAGUUCAAGUGUCUAGUUUAGUCAAUCUCUCCAGGAAGGUUUAUUUUAUAGAUAUGAAGGUAUCAUCUCUUUUGGCCCUAGAUAGGAGUAGCUUGAGGAAGUAGAUAUGGCCUGUGAAGAUGAGCAGCUGAGAUUGCAAACUUGUUCAUGAUCUUGUGUGGUGUUGAAUACAUGUUAAUCCUUUUAUCUUGAAGGUUAAAAGAAACAAAUUCGAUGACUAUUUGUUAUCUAUGGCAGAGUUCCAGUUGAAGUUUUUGUUCAUUGGCAUAGAAAA